CCGCGACCGCCUAGCCCCGCGUAGCAGGACGUUGUGCCAGAGCCGCGACUAGCCGGUCAGAGGGAACACGUCCUACUGGGGAGAGCGCGAUGCUGGGAAGGAAGAGAGCGGCGCAGGCGGCGGCGCAGUGGCUGCUGCUGCUGCUGCUGAUGCUGGGGGCGUCGGCGGCGCGCGGCAGGAAGGAGGACCGGCCCACCGACGAGGAGGUGGCCAACCUGCGCAGGAACAUGACGGACAACAGCCUGCUGCUGUUCCCGGGCGGCGACCUGCCGCCGCUGCUCUGCGAGAUGACCAAGGACAGCAGCGAGCGCCUCAGCCACCCGGCCGACUUCUACGCGCUCGCCAGGGUCGGCUUCAUCAUGUACUGCAACUUCCUGGCCGACGAGGCGGACACCUCGCGCCUGGUGCGCGUCAACGAGAUCAAGCUGGACAAGGUGUUCGGCUGGAGCGACGACGACGGCCACUUCGGCAACUACCAGCCGAAGCGCGACCUCAACUCGGCGGCGUGCACGCUCGACUCGCAGAUGCCGGCCGGCUUCUUCGACUUCCUGGCGCUGCGGCCGCACCAGCAGGACACGCUGCGCUGCUACGGCAACCCGGCGGGCGAGACGGCGCUGCUGUGGUUCCGCGGCUUCCCCACCGUGCUCUGCACCAUGGACGCCGAGCUGGAGCUGCGCGGCGCCUACGCCUUCACGCUGCCCGGCAUCGCGGGCGAGCCGUUCCGGUGCGCGUUCGCGCCCUACACGGCGGUGCCCAUGGCCGAGGAGCUGGCGUCGCAGGAGCGGCUGCACCGCUCGCUGACCGAGCGCUACGUGCCGCGGGGCGCCACCAAGUUCCCGCGCUACAACUGCACCGAGGGCGGCGGCGCCGAAGGCGACGGCGCCGGCGCCGGCGAGGGCGACCCCAGCGGAGCGGCCGUGUCCGGCAGCCCGCACUUCCGGGCGCAGUCUCCCUCGGGAGUCCUCUACAAGUGCAUUUUCCUCCUCUAAGGAGGAUCCACUCCAGGCCAAAGCGCGCGGUAUGACUAUGCGGCUAUGGAAAUCUCCGAGUCAAGGAUAUCUUCGGAGGUGUUUGGGUUGAAUAGGAAAUACUUCACGGAAUCUACGUAAUUUAUGUUUGAAUAAAUUUCAUUUAUCUCCUUUUGUGUGGUACACACACUGUCAGAAUAAGUGUGAUGCUUUGCUGUUAGUGCUGUUUCGUGAACUUAAUUGCAUUUAUAAACCUUGUCAGCCCACUCUCUGUCUAAUAUUAACUAUUAUGGAAUGUUACUAGCCCAUGACAUCAUUAUAAAUGUAAUAAAAACACUUAACUGUUUAUUUGUGAAAAUUUAUAUUGAUACAGUGGGAUGGAAAUCCAAAACGAAGAAAGUAAAUGUUAAGUUACUUACGACUUUGUUCCCAUCGCUAACAUACCAACAAAUUUAUAUUAAACACUGUCGUAUAGCAUCAUUUUCUUUGCAUAUCUGGGAAAUAAAUUUGUUACACUACUCAUGAGAAAGUUAUUAAGGUUACUUUUAUACACAAAAAUGGAGGAUGGUCGUACAGCGUGAAGCGUAUUUGUGUUUCAGACAAGUCAGUGAAAAGUGAAAGCCAGUUAAAUAGCAAAUUAAAAUGAAAGGCAUUUAUGUCUCAAUCAGGCAGUUUCUGAGAGCCGUUAGCAUUCCCUCCGCUGGUCACCUAAAGUAAUACUUUUACAAACCUCAAAGCAACAGUUUAAGCGUUAUUAAUAUCUUACAGUAGAAUCAAGCCUUACAAAUAUAGCAACAGUGCGUGUUGUACGUAUUUGCAAAUAGUCAUUGUUACAGCUUAUAAUGUUAGCAACUGACCACCUGCAAGAUUCGCUGGUGUAUGAGCUUUGCUGUAGAUAACCUGUAUUGAUUUCAAGUAACACAAUGAAAGUUGAUUAUACUUUAAU
Schistocerca cancellata (South American locust) is the source of this 1914-nucleotide messenger RNA. RefSeq lists its product as uncharacterized. The transcript has 2 exons. The record is from RefSeq and is a predicted model, not a curated record. Bases 90 to 989 code for a protein of 299 amino acids. Lineage: Eukaryota; Metazoa; Arthropoda; Insecta; Orthoptera; Acrididae.